Molecule: messenger RNA, 3220 nt
Organism: Sander lucioperca (pikeperch)
Lineage: Eukaryota; Metazoa; Chordata; Actinopteri; Perciformes; Percidae
Product: solute carrier family 2, facilitated glucose transporter member 5
Exons: 11
Coding region: 220-1773 (517 amino acids)
Biological process (GO): monosaccharide transmembrane transport
Cellular component (GO): membrane
Molecular function (GO): hexose transmembrane transporter activity
Source: RefSeq, a predicted model, not a curated record
CAGCAUUUAAUAUCUUGAGUGUGUUGCAUACAAAAUUUCCUGAACCAGAGGGCAAAGUCAGCAACACGAAAAUGAUAACUGAAGCCAAGCCGUAAACCACUGCUACACUCUCUGAUCUUGUCCAAAGGGCAAGCAGAAUGCAGUGGUGCAGUAAUAACAAAGUGUGCUGCUGUUACUGCUGAAAGAGUGUCCAAACACAGUCAUGGCAGAGAAUGAGGAAUGGGGAAAGCCUGCGGUGAGGAGAGGGGCUUCACCUGGUGCGCUGAUGUCCCCCGACAGAGAUUAACUGUGGUCCUGGUGUUGGCAACGCUCAUAUCGGCAUUUGGUUCAUCAUUCCAGUAUGGUUACAAUGUGGCUGUGAUCAACUCUCCAUCACCGUUCAUGCAGCAGUUCUAUAAUACCACCUACAUGGAGCGUUAUGGCAGUCCGAUGGAGGAGAACCUCCUAACUCUGCUGUGGUCUCUUUCUGUGUCCAUGUACCCACUAGGAGGCUUCUUCGGCUCUCUGAUGGUGGCCCCUCUGGUCAACAAAUUAGGGAGGAAGGGCACCCUACUCUUCAACAACAUCUUCUCCAUCGUCCCUGCUGUAAUGAUGGGAGUCAGCGAGAUUGCCAAGACCUAUGAGAUCAUCAUUGUGGCUAGGUUCAUAGUGGGCAUCUGUGCAGGUCUCUCAUCCAACGUGGUGCCAAUGUAUCUGGGAGAACUCUCACCCAAAAACUUGAGGGGAGCCCUUGGCAUCAUACCACAGCUCUUCAUCACCAUCGGCAUCCUCAGUGCACAGGUGCUGGGCAUCAGAAACAUACUGGGCAACAGCACAGGUUGGACCCUCAUGCUGGGUUUGACUGGUAUCCCUGCCAUGAUAGAGCUCCUGCUGCUGCCCUUCUUCCCAGAGAGCCCCAGGUACAUGCUCAUCCAGAGAGGAGAUGAAAAGACAGCAAAGAAAGCGCUACAGCGCCUGCGUGGCAGUAACGAUGUGGAUGCAGAGCUGUCAGAGAUGCGUCUGGAGGACCAGUCGGAGAGGGCCGAUGGCCGACUUUCUGUGCUCAGCCUGCUGUCCCAGCGCUCCCUUCGCUGGCAGCUGAUCUCCAUCAUCGCCAUGAACAUGGGCCAGCAGCUGUCGGGGGUCAACGCUAUCUACUACUAUGCAGAUAGCAUAUAUGCCACUGCAGGAGUCAAGCAGAGUGACAUCCAGUAUGUUACUGUGGGAACAGGUGCAGUGAAUGUCUUCAUGACCAUGGCUGCUGUCUUCAUUGUGGAAGCCUCGGGACGACGGCUGCUCCUGCUCUGUGGCUUUGGGAUCUGCUGUGGAGCCUGUGUGCUGCUCACUGUUGCUCUCACCUUCCAGGAAAGCGUGACGUGGAUGCCCUACAUCAGCAUCACCUGUGUCAUCAUCUACGUCAUAGGACACGCAAUAGGACCCAGUCCUAUUCCUUAUGUGGUCACCACCGAGAUGUUCAGGCAGUCAGCCAGGCCAGCUGCUUUCAUGGUCGCAGGCUCCGUCCACUGGCUCUCCAACUUUACUGUUGGCCUCAUCUUCCCCUUCCUAGAGAGAGGUCUGGGCUCCUACAGCUUUAUCAUUUUUUCCUUCAUCUGUCUGGUCACGCUGAUCUACAUCUGGCUGGUGGUCCCGGAGACCAAAAACAAGACGUUCCUGGAGAUCUGCCAGAUAUUCGCCAAGAGGAACAACGUGGAGAUCAAACUGGGUGAUGGUGAUCUGCCACUGAAAGAGAGCAAAGAAAGCCUGGAGGAUGCAGUGAGGGUCACAGCCUUUUGAAGACAAAUGAGAGCAUUCAGAGGAGAGGAAGUCUUCACUCUUGGGAGGAUUGUAAUGGACUGGGAAUGUCUUAAUUUAGCCUCUAUUUUCUGUUUUCUAUUUCACAAAGAACCUUUACAGAAUCUCUUUGUAUAUAGUUUGUUUGUGGCUACUAAGAUCUUUGUGCAAUUCAAUUCCAGCUAAAAAUACAGUGAAACUUGAUGUGCACAUUGCAACGCCACCUUAUAGAGGUGUGAAUUGGUGCUUGAGUCAUUAAACAAACCAACAAGUCACUUAUAAGCCUUUAUUGACGAUGCAAAGGUAAGAAUACAAUACAUGGCUGGAGCUAUAAGAUACAGUUUCAUAAAAAAAUGAAUUACAGGUGCCUGAAAGACAUUUUAUCCUUCAUUCCACGUGUCAUACACAUUUUAAAAUCCCCACCAUCAGCACUGAUAUUUUGGUUUACUGCAGCAUUUGAAAGCACUUGUGAACAGAAGCAGCUGAGCCUCUUCAAGAGCAUCUGUACUGACUGUCCAGCUGCACCCCUCCAAACAGACUGAGUUUGGUAGUUCCCCAGCUGAACACAUUUCCCACCACGGUGCUGUUUGUCUCACAUGACAUCUGGUCCCGGAUAUCUGCUGUCGUCAGCACAUAGUCCCAGAUGUUGACAUCAGUCAUCUUACCCACAAAGGCGUCUGCAUUGGAGAUGCCCAGUAAUCCAUCCUGGUCUUUGCCCAGGAUGAACACACCACCGGGGCUGAUUGUGUAACCGCUUUUCAGGUACCGCUGCUCCCCCACCAUGCCAUUGAUCCACAGCUCCGCGCCUCCAGUGUGGGACGACCAGGUGAUGCAGUAGUUGGCCCAAUCGUGGGACUUGAAGUUGUGCGGCAGGUUGACAAACUCGUUGCCAAUCCAGAGGCCCACCUCUCUCGCAUCUCUGUCCUCGCCAAUGGAUAUCAUCAUCUCGUUGUCAUUGCUGUUACUGGCAUAGGAGAUGACGGUGUGGACCCCCUCGAGCUGAGGCAAGACAUGCAUGCAGACUGUGAAAGAGUCCAGCUCCAUGGGAUGGCUGAGGCGGGCCAAAGCAUAACUUCCAGAAUUUUUCUCCGGGAAGACGAGCAUCAAAGGAAACAGACCAUGAGGUUCUGAGCAAAACAGAAAAACUAGAAUCACACUGAAAUCUACUUUUAAUCAUCCACAGUCAUAAAUCCCAGUUAGAUCUCAAAUUCAAUCAGAAGGAAAUCAAUGACUCACCAUGUCUGUAAGGCCCUGAGUUGCGAAAUCCACCUUAAGGGAAUAAGUAAGAAAGAAGAGUAAAUAUGGGCAUUUUCAUUUCACAUCCAGCCAUCUUCAGCAGUUUUUAUGACUCACCUGAAGUGAUAUGCUUUCCAAGAGAUGUUAUUAGACCCUCGAUCUUCAGGAGCCUGGAUUCAAUCUCAUCUUGCCGACAAAAUGCUGAAAAGACAAA